CCUCCUGCUCGAGGUUCGCGAGCGCACGCACUCGCAGGUGCCUGUCAUUCUCCCCCCAGUCCUCGCCCCUCCCCCCUCCCGGCUGCGACGGCGCGGAUUGCAGAUAAGCAGAGCGUGGGGUCGUUUCCUCGGCUUGCCCACAAUGCCCCGCGCCAGUGGCGCGCGAUGGUUCUGAGGCUCGAGGGCUGAGGGGAGUCGAGCGGAGUCGGCGCUACUAUGGCGGCGGCGCUGCUGUCCCGCGUGUGGUCGUCGUCUGUCUCUGGACCGCGUUAUUUCCUCAGGUAACACAGCCCGCGGCGGGGCGGCAUCCUCUCCUGGCAUCUCCCCACUCGCUUUUCUCGAUGAAAGAAAAAGCCAUUUUGCGUCCUACCCGGUGCCCGCUGACCUGUGAGGUAAAGGGAGCUUAGUCGAUGGGCACAGAAUUGCUCUGUGUCCUUCGCUGCUGCUGCUCCUCAUGCCGUUGCCAGAUCUCGAGGUUCGAGCUCGGGGUGUCUGGAGACUGAAGUCUCCCUGUGGAUGUUUCCAGGGGAAGGAGUUGAAAUAGGAAGGAGGGGAAGCUGUCAAGGCGGAGUUAGGAUACUUAAAAAUACAAUCUGAUAUUCAAUAAAUCGUAGAACUCUAGAGAUGGAAGGGGGUCCAAAGGGUCAUCUAGUCCAGCCCCCUGCAAUGCUGCUGCCCCGUAUGGGGGGGGAUCGAACCUGCAUCCUUGGCGUUAUCAUCACCAUGGGCACCCUGGUUUGCUGUGGUGGUUUUAUUCGGCAACUCUGUAUUACUUUGUCUCUGCUACCUGGUUUUCUUGUUGGGUGUCUACAUGCUCUUGUACAAUAAAAAAAUUAUUUUUAAAAAAUUUGAACCACCCUUUGUUUCUCUCCGUUGUGUUCUUACCAGGCUUAGUACCUUGGAAACACUUGUGAAAGUUGGCAGGCAAGGGAGAUAGUAACUUCGUACUUGAUGUGCAUAUGAAUGAGAUCUUCAAAAAUCAUUCUCUGACCUGAUACACACAAUCAUGGGCAUUUCCAGUGGGGGCCAGCUGCCCCCCCAAUCAAUUAAAUAAAAAUAACUAACCAAUUGUGUCAGAUAACUCAGUUCUGCUCCCCCCCCCCCAACAUUAUGCAUGCCCCCCCAACAUAAAUCUUGGCUAAUACCCAGGCACACCAUCCCUAUAUUUAUGUAUUUACAUAAUCUAUAUCCCAUGCCUUCAGUGUAAUUGUAUCCUCCUUGGGAAGAACCCACACAACCAGACAUAAAUUUGUUUUCAGCCUUAAGUGUCAGAGUCUCAAGAGGCUUGGUGACUCUUACCUAUUUGAAAAUUGACUUGAAUUUCUGAGUGCUAUGGAGCAGAAAUGUAUUUCAUCUUCCCUGCUCAGAAUAUGAGCCAGAAUUAGCUACUGCCCACCUUGUGGUUAUAUCUUUUGAUUAGAAAGGAUUUUUGUUUUAGACUUGGUUCUUGACUGGAGGGGAAUCAAAGUGAAACCCAUAUUUUCCUCAUCAUUUCAGCUGGAAUUUCUCACCUAUUUUCUUCUAGCUUAAUUCUCCACCAAUAUGCUUCAGCUGAAUAAGUUGGUUCUAACUUUUAUUAAGAAAAAGAAGCCUUCAACAACACAAAGUAAUGCUGUGGUUUUUAUUAAGGGAGCAUGGUAAUAGGGUUUUAUAUUUAGUUAAUACAGUGGUACCUCAAGUUAAGAACUUAAUUCGUUCCAGAGAUCCGUUCUUAACCUGAAACUGUUCUUAACCUGAAGCACCACUUUAGCUAGUGGGGCCUCCCGCUGCCGCCGCGCCGCUGGAGCACAAUUUCUGUUCUCAUCCUGAAGCAAAGUUCUUAACUCGAGGUACUAUUUCUGGGUUAAUGGAGUCUGUAACCUGAAGCAUCUGUAACCUGUAGCGUCUGUAACCCAAGGUACCACUGUACCUUUUUAUCUGGUCCAAACUGUACAUUUCUCUUGUUCACCUUCAAAGCUGUUGGUCUGCUGAAAUUAAUGGCAUCCAAACAAAAAUUAUUUUAUUUCAUAAAAUUUAUACACUGCUUUAAAAACACACACCUCAAAGCGGUUUACAUCAUCAUUAGCUAACUCUAAUUAAGUGUGUGUGAUUGCAUCUGAUCUCUAAACUGAGCUUGAUCCUAUGAUAAUUUGUUACAGAGGAUAGAGGUGAAAGCAGAGCUAGCAUUAGCUGGUCUGCUGUACAAACCAAAAUCACAGAGGUAACUUUGUGGCAGGUUUUUCUGUUUGUGUCCACUUGACGCAUUUGGGCUUGGUCAUACAAUUCUUAGGUGAGUCUAGGAAAAGUUCAAGUUCAAAAUGUGCCCUUGGAAGUCUGCUAAAUGUGGGAUUGGGUAGAAGAUAGAUUGAUUGCAUUUAUAUCCCAUCUUUUUCUCCCAAUGAAUUCAGAGUGACAUAGUUCUCCUCAACCUUAUUUAAUAACAACAACCCAAGUGGAAAUUUGAACCCUGCUCUCCCAUGUCCAACACUCUAACCACUAUACCACAUCAGGCUGUUAUUUUUUAUAUUUGUGAAUGUAGCUGCAUUAUUCAUUUCCACUAGAUUUCAGGCUAUUCUUUUUUCCUUGGAGUAAUGUCUGAUUUUAUCUGAAGCUUCUGUUCUAUUAAUAGGUAUCAAUUUUGCUUUUUUAAAGGUGCAGUGCGACUUGUUCAGUAGAGAAAUGGUUUUCAAAACAAAGUAGUUCAGAUAACCGUCCAAAGCAGCCACUGACAGCAUACAUUCGCUUUUAUAAAGAACAGCAACCCUUUUAUAAGAAACAAAAUCCAGGUAAGGAAUUCACUAAGAAUGAGACUUCACUGUAAUAAAAGUUUUUGUUGUUUUGUAAAAUAUGUUAAAAGACUGACUGGCCUUUUAUUUUUUUUGCCAGGAUUCUCCUAACUUGCUUGAAUCGUUGGUUUUCUGUGUGCAGCAAAUUAAUCCCCAAAGCCUCUUUUUUCAUUACAUUUAUAGCCAUUGUGUACACUUGUAUUUAGAUAAUCUGUGAGCUCACAUUCUGCAAAAACCGAUAGGUUGUACUGUAUUUAGAAUGCUGAAAGGAAAGAGCCAAGUGGAAAUGGUAUGUUCCUAAAUUUGGCUAGGUAAUCAUAAGUAUACCACAAAAUCAGUAUGUAUAUCACUUUGCUGAGUAAUAUACUCAAAAACAAUUCUGAAAUUUUACUUUACCCUGUGAAUCAGCAGAGAAGAGGAGAGAAUGAAUGCAAGCAAAUAGAUAACACGCCUCACUUAUUUAGGCUUCAUUUCAGUUUCGGGUGAAACAGCCCAGAAAUGGCAGGUUUUGAGGAAUUGUUUGAAGGAAUAGAGUGGUGUCACUGUGCAGCAGUUCUGGGAAUAAGCAAUAUAAUGGACAUAUAUAUUUAGGGAACCAGAGACUUGCAUCCAGAAGUAUGGAGAAUUUGCACGAGUUGAUUAGCUGCUGAUAUUAUGAGACUUCGUGUUGCAUGUAGACACAUUGAGAGUGGAAGUAUGGCCUGUUCUAGGUGUGAUUCCACUCCUUCUAAAGGACCAGGUUAGCAGUUUAGGGGUGCUGCUGGAUAUCCAGGUAGCCUUGCUGUGGCUAAGACUGCUUUUGCCCAGCUUCAGCUGAAGUGAGACUUUUUUGGUCACAGCCCAGUUAUUAAGGUAUCUACUGGGGGGAUUUCAUCAGCCCCCUGGCUUUGGUAGGUGGCCAAGAUGAUGUUAUUUUGCCAAGAUUUUGAUAGUAUUUGAUUGAUUAAUCUUUUUUGAGACUGUCUUCUAAAGUAUUGUUUUCACUAUUUUUAUUGCUCUCUUUCUGUUGUAUUAAAAUGUAUGUUCAUAAUUGUAAACCACACUUUUGAGAACUCUAAGGCAUUAUAUAAAUAUUUUUAUAAAUUUUGUGUUUUGACUUCUGAGUAACAAUGGUGUUUAGUACAAUGCACACCAAAUUUUAGCUUUGUUUCAAAUAGUUUGGCUAUAUGUCUGUCAAACCCAACUUGUAUAUCAGUGAUGAAGUUAAUUUGAAUUUGUUUAUUCCUUAAAUUUGUUUUUGAAAUUUGACACUAAAUUUGACAGGAUCUUCAUCCUUGUAGCUGUUUUUUUUACUCUGCAGACGUAAGUGUUGUGGACAUCACAAAAAAGAUAGCACACGCUUGGAGGGAGCUCCCAGCAUCUGACAAACAAGUAAGCAUGGAUUUUGGUGUUCGUGUGAACAGAAUGUUAUUCUAUUUUACUAAGAAAAUUGCUUCCUUGGUUUGAAAAUACCUCCUUAAUGUCUAGGGUUCUGUGUUAUUUGAAACAGAUACAUAUGCUUUUCACAAGUUUUAGUAAAAUUGUGUUUGCUCGUAUUCUAGCCAUAUGAAGCAGCCGCCAAGACUGACAGACAGAUCUACAAAGAACAAAUGAUCAAAUACAAAGCACAACUAACUCCUGCCCAGGAGGCAGCUUUGAAAGAGGAAAAGAGAAGGAAAGUGGAAAAAAGAAGAGCAGCAAGAAAAAAGAGGGUUAGUACCUAAAUAAUCUUUAUAAUUUUAUUAUCCACCCUUCACCACUAGGUUCCAGGGCAGGUUACAUUUUAAAAUUUAGAAAUAAAAACAGUUAAAACAAAUUAGUCACAGUAACAGGAUAGGUCAUGAAGUAUGAUCUCAUUGUCCAAGUACCUGAAAACGCUUGCCACCUUAUACUAAGGUUUCAGUACAAAAUACAUGAUGCUCUCACACCAGUUACCCAUGAAGGUGGUGUGUCUUUUGAUGUUACAACUUUUUUCCUUUUGUAUACUUACAACUGGUACCUAAUAUUUUAUGAUUGCUGCUUACGAAUAGUGUAAAGGGAAAAGCUUUAAAUUAUUCUAUUUUUUUAUUCCAGAAUUUAUAAACCACUCUACAUUCAGGAAGUACACAAGUGGUGUACAGAAACAGAGUUUCAAACAAUACAAAUAAUAAAAUGGUAUUAAAGCAUAAAACCUAAGUGUUUGAACUUGCUUCACUUCUAAGGGAACAUAUUUUUUUUUACUGUACAUCUACCAAUUUAAACUUUGAUUUGAUUGUGGCUUUGGGGUGAUCUGUGUAAAAUCAUGCAGAUUCUAUAACAUCUAUUUUUAUUCUGCUGGGUCUGAAUUUUACCCAAAGCCUCUGGAAAAGCAAAAUAAAAACAAAAAGCACCUUUGCAUGUGUACACCUGUGCUUUUUCUGUCUGGAGCGGGGAAGUGGGUAGAAAAGCAACCAGAGCAGGUGGUACGUACAGCAUUCCAAAUGUGCUCAAGAGACUCAAAAAGGUUGGGGGCCCCUGAUUUAGGGCUUUAAAGAUUAAAACUACCUGUUUGAAUUGAACAUGGAAACACACAGCCACCGGUGCUGUUGGCACAGAAUUGGUGCUGUGUGCUCCAAUCAUAGAAUGAUAAGAGUUGGAAGGGACCCAAGGGUCAUCUAGUCCAACCCCCUGCAAUUCAGGAAUCUCAGCUAAAACAUCCCUGACAGAUCUCCGUGUCAUCAUGUCAGCAGCUUGGCUGGCCUUUCCCUUUCCCUACUGUGGCCUUACAGGACUCAACAUAAAGCACCUCAGCACUAUACACAGAAAUGGCAAUGGUUUUCUAACUUAAGCCAGUUUUAAUAGGAAUCUUUGGAUUUUAACAAUAUAUUCUUUUUAAUGUGACUUGAAGAACUCUGAUUUCAAUUCUAUCUGUCUUGGAAAUUGUAUGUCUGGUACGGCUGGGAUUCAGAAGUGUCUGGUGUUCUCGCAUGCAUGGGGCUUUUCAGCCUCCCCUUCCUUGUGGUGCCCUCUCAUAUCCCUCCUUCAAAAAGCUUCCACCUGAAAGGUCAGAGGGUCCUUCAGAGCAGCACUUCAUAGGGUACAAGUCUAAGUCUUGGUCUGCUGAAUGUCCAAGUCUGCCAUUCCCUAAAUCCUAGACAUAAAGGGGUGUGUGGGUGUUUUCUAUGGCUGAACUUAAUAACACCUGAGAGAACUGCUCACUGAUAUCCUUUUGUCAUUUUAGCAACUAACAAUGCUUGGAAAACCUAAAAGACCUCGGAGUGCCUUCAACAUUUUUAUGUCUGAACACUUUCAAGAAGCUAAAGGAAUCUCAAUUCAGGUAAACCAAGGGAGGCUGUUCAUUUUAACAGCUACAAGGAUGAAGAUUCUGUCUUUCGUAUUGAGAAUGAAAAUUAGAACUGAUUUAAUGGCUAUUUCCCAUUAUUGCCAUAAUCUGUCGAAGGUCCAGUUGGAGUUUUACGGUAUUUUGAGUGCCUCGCGGGUUUUCAUAGCAGUGUCCCUGACCAUGAGUUUCCACACAAGAGCUGUUGAACAGCUUGUCAAAGAUCUGGCAUUAUCAGGCUACAUAUACUGAAAUUCCAAGCUAGCUUGAUAGCUGUAGCUAAUGGAUAUGGAAACUUUAAAUGUUGCCUAUGAAUAAGGGCCCAAUUCGUUGGGACAAUGGGAGAUCCAUGGCCAGCUCUCCUGCAGGUAUUUUAAAAAUAAAACAAGUGCAGCUGUAAGGGGGGGGGGUUAAGUCUUUCUCAAUUGACUUAAAUUGUUUAAUAGUAGAUUUUGAUUGGUUUAUUCUGAGUAAGACUGACUUUAUGUAGCACCCAUAUUUUGCAUAUCUUGCAUUAUAAAUAUGACAGGUGGGUGGGUGUAGGGAGAUUUCUGCUACAGAACUUCAGCAAAUAUCAUUGUAUGUUUUUGUUUCUCUUGUAGGCAAAGAUGAAAAAUUUAUUUGACGAAUGGCAAAAAAUGAGCAGUUCCCAAAAGAAGGUAUUGUCAUAAAAGUGACUUUGAAUUCCAGUAAAUUGACAUUUAAAUUUAGGAAUUUGAAUCUGUCAUGCUUAAAUGUGCAGCCAAGUGUUCUAGUAGUGACAGUCAAGGUGCAGUACAGGUGUGAAAUAAUUCAAUACAUGCCAUUCACCUAUAGUAAGAACUGGCCGUGGAGACCAACCACUUGUGUCCAGAUAACAGUUCAUUUUAAAAUUAAAAGCAAAGUUUGCAAACUCCUCUGGCUCAAUAAUGUAAGCCCAGUACAUUGAAGGACGACACCAUUGUUUCCUGUUAAGUCUGAAUCAAGUCAGUGUAUGAAUGUGUGUGUGUAGCUGUAGAUAUGUUUAGAAAUCUAAGCCAAAUCUUAAUACUUAACGUAUGGCUGAAUCACUGUUUCAAAUUCUGAUUCAAAUUAUAAUAUUUGAAAUACAAAUCAGAAUGUCAGUUACCUGUUUGGCAUUUUGUGCCACCAAAAGUUGAAAUGCCUCAGGUUGUGUUCCUGAAGGAACUGUAUGAGUAAUCAUGCUUUCAGGGACUGAUCCUGGCAUCACUUUAAGCCAUACAUGAAACUGCGUCUUAAAAUGCAUGCAGUUGUCGUAAGGAAGAUUAUGCUCUGGCUAUCUCCCGCUUGGACUACUGCAAUGCGCUCUACGUGGGGCUACCUUUGAAGGUGACCCGGAAACUACAAUUAAUCCAGAAUGCGGCAGCUAGACUGGUGACUGGGGGCGGCCGCCGAGACCACAUAACACCGGUCUUGAAAGACCUACAUUGGCUCCCAGUAAGUUUCUGAGCACAAUUCAAAGUGUUGGUGUUGACCUUUAAAACCCUAAACGGCCUCGGCCCAGUAUACCUGAAGGAGCGUCUCCACCCCCAUCGUUCUGCCCGGACGCUGAGGUCCAGCGCCGAGGGCCUUCUGGCGGUUCCCUCAUUGCGAGAAGCAAAGCUACAGGGAACCAGGCAGAGGGCCUUCUCGGUAGUGGCGCCCGCCCUGUGGAACGCCCUCCCAUCAGAUGUCAAAGCAAUAAACAACUACCUGACAUUUAGAGGGCAUCUUAAGGCAGCCCUGUUCAGGGAAGCUUUUAAUCUGUGAUAUUUUACUGUAUUUUUUUGUUUCUAUGGAAGCCGCCCAGAGUGGCUGGGGAAACCCAGCCAGAUGGGCGGGGUACAAAUAAUAAAUUAUUAUUAUUAUUAUUAUUAUUAUUAUUAUUAUUAUUAUUAUCAUAGCAAAACAAGGGGUCAUAAUAACCAGCUUGUGGUGUUUUGCUGCAUGAAACAAACAUGUGUAAAUCCUUUUCACAUGAAAUAUUAGUCCUUAGAUGUUUCAGAGAUGUCUCUAGUAGUGGAAAGUAAAUAUCCUGACAUUUCUGUAGUACCUUUUAACACAAGCAACUUUUCAGUAUGUGAAUUCCAUUUCUUUCUGCAUAUCCAGACAUAUCAGCAACUUGCUGAGGAUGAUAAGAUCCGUUAUGAAAAUGAAAUGAAAUCAUGGGAGGAGCAAAUGGCAGAAAUUGGACGCGAAGAUCUUAUACGUUUUAAAAACAGAAGGAAACUAUCAAAAAGAAAGAAAACUGAAAAAAAAGUUGCUUCAAAAAAGAGAGCUACAACAUUAAAGAAGCCUUCGGGAAGCAAAGUUGCCUCAGCUGCAGCGAAAAAGACAGUAAAGGCAAGGCAGUCUGAGGAGUAAGUUGGAUUAUACUUGGAUUUCAUAAUUUCUGAUUGCAAGUGGAAAGAGACUGAAGUGAAGUCUAUUCAUUAAAGGAAAGACUCCCAAAUCAGAGGUUAGACUUAUUUUGGAAAUUGUCAAGUAAGUAGAGUAAAUCAAGAUUGAGAGAAUUUAAGCAGUGAUUAAUCACGAGAGAAGAGGUGCUUUUUCCAUAAAUGUGUAUAUAAGCAUUCUCUUAUAAAUUUUCUUUUUGCAGAUCCUGUGAUCUGUAUAAAUUCAUAAUGUCUAGUUGCUAAUUAGAAAUAGAAAUUUAAUGUAGGCUGCAAGUUUAUUUUGUGUGUAAAUGCAUGUAAUCACUGGAGAAAGCAUGUAUAUUUGCUGAUUUCAGCCUUGUAAUUAAAGAACUACUGAACUUACAGAUUUUCAAUAGUGUUUUUCAAUUUUUAUACGUACCGACAAUGCAUACUAUUAUUUAUAUUGCUUAGAAAAAAUAAAACUAG
Molecule: messenger RNA, 8864 nt
Organism: Podarcis lilfordi (Lilford's wall lizard)
Lineage: Eukaryota; Metazoa; Chordata; Lepidosauria; Squamata; Lacertidae
Source: the annotation of a GenBank genome assembly